UCUUGCACCCUUCUUCCUUCCUUCCUCCCUUUCUUUCUUUAGCCUAAAUCCUCUCCGCGUUUAUCCAUACAGUCCUGAGAAAAAUGCAGAUAUGAUUCGGAGGGCGUAUAAUGCAUCCGUGAUCCACAGGAAUCCUGAAUCCUUGCACCUGAUUGGCUGCUGGCGGCAGCCUCUUGCUGGGAUGGACCUGUUGGAUAAAAGGACCAUUUUCUAAAGGACUCUGGUGUGGUAUAGAGGACCAUGCACUGGGGACCAUCCUGUGAGACGGUUUAGUAAGAAUAAAGGCCUUUCUUGUAUCGCACACAGCAUGACGGGGAAACAGGGUGCUGUGCUGUCGGAAAGUUUAAAUCUGUCGGAGAAAACCUCUCUGGGAGCGAAUGGAGGAACAAACAGCCACCAGCCGAAGAGCAGCGCGCCUCAUCCGCCACCCAGGUGCACCGGCUUCGGCAUCCAGGAGAUUCUGGGGCUGAACAAGGAGCCGUCCGCGGCACUAAGAAGUCCGCUGGGCUGUCUACCGGCCGGAGCGCACCUGAUCGCCGCCAGGUCCCUGCUGGGCCCCGGAGGAAUGGGGAUGGGUGUGGGGAUGGGAUUAAUCGGUCCUGGUGGAAUUCCGUCGUUUUACAGCCAGCCAGCUUUUCUGGAGACGGUGCUGCAGGACGCACAUGAUGUUCACCUGCAGCCCCACAGCAGGUCCGUGGGCCCGCUGGAGACCAGCCAGUCCGCCAGCUCAGACUCGGAGGAUUUAUCUUCAAAUGAACGGAAACUCUCAAAGUCUUCAAUGAGUCAGAGCAAGAAACGCAAGAAAAGACGUCAUCGAACCAUAUUCACCUCGUACCAGCUGGACGAGCUGGAGAAGGCCUUUAACGAGGCGCAUUACCCGGAUGUUUACGCCCGAGAGAUGUUGGCUAUGAAGACAGAGCUGCCUGAAGACAGGAUACAGGUGUGGUUUCAGAACCGCAGAGCCAAGUGGAGGAAGAGGGAGAAGUGCUGGGGCCGCAGCACUGUGAUGGCAGAGUACGGGCUGUAUGGAGCCAUGGUGAGGCACUCCAUCCCCCUGCCGGAGUCCAUCCUCAAGUCUGCCAAGGACGGCAUCAUGGAAUCCUGCGCCCCAUGGCUGCUUGUCCAAGAUGGCUUACCAAUCAACAGACGCAAUUCUAAAUCUGAAUACCCGCAACUCUUUGCAGGGAUGCACAAAAAGUCCUCGGAGGCAGCAGUUCCCCCGCCCACGGGAAAGUGCGACGAGCAGCAGCAGCAGCAGCAGCAGCCGAGCUCUCAGAGGGCAGAGGAAGCUGAGGUCGAGGAGAAGAGGUCCGAGGUCACGUCCACCAUUUCUAAAGAGGAGCUGAGAGAGAACAGCAUCGCUGCACUCAGAGCCAAAGCACAGGAGCACAGUGCCAAAGUGCUGGGGACCGUUUGUCAGGAGAGACUACAGGAGGGGAAACAAGAGAAACAGGCGGCUGAGGAGAAAACUUGCGACCCUGUGAGUCCAGCAGAUAAGGAGAGGAGUCCAUAAAGACUUUUCUGAGGACUGGUGCUCUGUAUGUGUACAGACUAAACCAACAGGUUUUCAUUCCUCCUUGACUCCUCUAAAGCGGCCUGAAACUGGACUUCUUUUGGAAGAACACUGAUCUGGCCUAAACUGACUCUGCACAUAAGAUGCAAAUGCACUUUUUCUGAUUUAUUCCAAACGUAGUUGUUUUUCGCUUACAAACAGCAAAGAAAAUUUGACUGACUGGAAAUAAAACUGUCAACAUUAGUGUAUAUAGAUCCCACAAUUAUAUGUAGCGCAAGACGAGCAACAGUUUAUUAAAAACAACAGUUAGAGCACACUUGAACUUGGACUACAAAUGAACAGUCUCAAGGUCUAUAUUUCAAUCCUGAACAUUUGUUUAUAAAGUCGAUUGUACAGCUCCUAAAUUGUGACGUGUGAGAUCAGAACCACCCCACCGACAGAACUCUUUAAAGAGAAAGAAAGUAUUUGUUCUCUUUUAUCGCGCUGUACAUACUUGAUAUAUUAAUCUCUGGCACUAAGGCACAUUUCGAAAGCUGUUUUCUUCUAGUCUUAAAAAUGUUUGUGUUUUCAUUUGCAGACAUAUGUAUAACUCCAACAUAUAAAGCAUAAAAUAGAAAUCACCUUUUAUUAAAUGUGGCUUUUUGUUGUCUA
Molecule: messenger RNA, 2164 nt
Organism: Labrus mixtus (cuckoo wrasse)
Lineage: Eukaryota; Metazoa; Chordata; Actinopteri; Labriformes; Labridae
Gene: vsx2
Product: visual system homeobox 2
Exons: 5
Coding region: 308-1513 (401 amino acids)
Biological process (GO): regulation of transcription by RNA polymerase II
Cellular component (GO): nucleus
Molecular function (GO): DNA-binding transcription factor activity, RNA polymerase II-specific; sequence-specific double-stranded DNA binding
Source: RefSeq, a predicted model, not a curated record